AUGACGAGGCCGCGCGGGUCCUCGGCCGCCAGCGAGGACAGCUCCGGCACGGCGCACGACCAGGAGCUCGGCAGCAUGUACGACUACCUGGCCAAGAUUAUACUGCUUGGGCCGAGUGGGUCGGGGAAAUCCUGUCUCCUGCACCGGUUCGUCAAAAACGAGUGGCGGGUCCUCUCGUCGCAGACCAUCGGCGUCGAGUUCUCGAGCAAAAUCAUCAAGGUCGGCAGCGGCGCGCGGCGCAAGCGCAUCAAGCUGCAGCUGUGGGACACGGCCGGCACCGAGCGCUUCCGGUCCGUCUCGCGGUCGUACUACCGCGGCGCCGCCGGCGCCAUUCUCGUGUACGACGUGACGGCGCACCGCUCGUUUGCGGCGCUGCCGCCGUUUCUCAACGACGCGCGCGCGCUGGCCUCGCCGCACCUCACCACGCUGCUGGUCGGCAACAAGCUCGACCUGGCUGCUGACCUGGCCGCCGACCUCAUCGACGUCGCCGACAGCCGCCCCGCCGCCCCGACCUCGUCGUCCGCCUCGUAUCUGUCGUCGUCGCCGUCCGCAUCCAUCCUGGGCACGAGCGUGGCCACGGUGGCCACCACGGCGGCCAGCAUCCCGGCGUCGUCUGCGUCUGCGUCUGCGUCCGCGUCCACCGCCGCCGCCGCCGCCCCCGGGCUCGGCGCCCAGCUCAAGGCCUCCGUCGCCCCCGACGGCCGCGAGGUCAGCACCGCCGAGGCCGGCCGCUGGGCCACGUCCGUGCACGUGCCCGUCGCCCUCGAGGUCAGCGCGCUGAGCGGCGAGGGCGUCGACGAGGUCUUUGGCCGCAUGGCGCGCAUGAUUCUGACCAAGAUUGAGCUCGGCGAGAUCGACCCAGACGACCCCAUGAGCGGCAUCCAGUACGGCGACGCCGGCGCCAGCUGGAACGCCGGCGCCAGCGACGGCGGCAGCACGCGAAGCUACAGCAUGGCGGGCGGUGGCGGCGUCGACGAUGCGAGUGGCAGCGGCGGCGGCGGACCGAGACGGCGCCGCAACGGCACCGUGCUGGGCGGCGGGCGCAAGGCCAAGCGCGGCGGCGGCAUGGCGCUGCGGGAGUGGGAAGAGGUGUUUGCGCUGCCGAGCCGGCGACGCGGAGGGGCCUGUGGGUGUUGA
Molecule: messenger RNA, 1137 nt
Organism: Sporothrix brasiliensis 5110
Lineage: Eukaryota; Fungi; Ascomycota; Sordariomycetes; Ophiostomatales; Ophiostomataceae
Product: Ras family protein
Exons: 2
Coding region: 1-1137 (378 amino acids)
Biological process (GO): regulation of endocytosis
Cellular component (GO): endosome
Molecular function (GO): GTP binding; GTPase activity
Source: RefSeq, a predicted model, not a curated record